Molecule: messenger RNA, 651 nt
Organism: Rhinocladiella mackenziei CBS 650.93
Lineage: Eukaryota; Fungi; Ascomycota; Eurotiomycetes; Chaetothyriales; Herpotrichiellaceae
Exons: 1
Coding region: 1-651 (216 amino acids)
Biological process (GO): mRNA splicing, via spliceosome
Cellular component (GO): spliceosomal complex; U4/U6 x U5 tri-snRNP complex
Molecular function (GO): zinc ion binding; nucleic acid binding
Source: RefSeq, a predicted model, not a curated record
AUGGCCGAACGUAAAUCAGCUUACGGUGCCCCUGCCUCCGAUACAGACUUCCGCAGGACGUGGGACAGAGCAGAAUAUGCCGCUAAAGCCAAAAAGGAGGACGAGGCACGCAGAGAAGAGGCCAAAGCUCGGUAUGAAGCAAAGCUAGAAGGAAGGAAAUGGCACAAACCAGUCGAUUUGUCGUCGCUCGAUGCGACUUCCGCGAGAGGCUCGAGGCUGGACGUGGCGAGCAUGGUUGGCAAGUCCACCCUCGUCCCAGCCGGGUCGUCUGUAGGAAAACGAGGGAAAGGUGCUGGCUUCUACUGUGAGGCUUGUGAUCUGACCUACAAGGACAACGUGCAAUAUAUUGAGCAUCUCAACUCCAAGCAACAUCUCAUUAAUACAGGUCAAUCUGGAGAGGUCAAACGAGCUACGCUACAAGAUGUGAAAGAGAGACUAGAAAUGCUCAAAGCUCGAAAACGACAGCAGGAGGAAGAGGAUAGAAGACUCGGAGAAGUUGACAUCCAAACUCGAAUCAAAAAGGCCGAAGAAGCCGAAGCCGCGGAAAGAGAGGAAAAGAGGCGUAAACGAAACGAGAAACGCAGGAAAGGUGGAGAAAAUGGUAUCAAGAAGGAGGAUGAGUGGGAAGGUCGGUUGGGGAUCAUCAGUUGA